AUGAAGAAGCUGCCCAAACAGAUCUCGGAUAUCUCGAAACUGGAGCGAAUCAACCUGGCUAAUAAUGUAUUGGGUGCGAUCCCUGGUACGAUUGUGAAACUAGAGAAUCUAAAGGUGCUCAAUGUCCAGAAGAAUAACAUCAAAACCUUGCCAGCCACAAUCCACAAAGCACCAGCAUUACUCACUCUCCUCGCCGCGGAUAAUAAAUUGAAAGCCUUACCAAAAACCAUUCAGAAAUGUCCAGUGAUCGAGUUUAUAGAUGUCUCAAGAAACCAAAUCAAAAGUUUGAAAAAGAACAUCUACGAAAUCCCCGGAAAGUUAGUCGCAAGUGGGAACAAGUUGAUCGAACUGCCAGACGCAUCUGUGAAGGUUCCCACACUGAAAUAUUUGGACGUGUCGGAGAAUGAGAUAUCGUAUAUCCCGGAAACCAUCAACCAAGUUUCAACUCUAACGUACUUGGAUUUGUCGAAGAACGAUCUUUCGGAAUUACCUGGGGAACUUGGGGCCUUGAAAUACCUCUACUACUUGAAUAUUUCCCACAAUAAACUCCCAGCUUUACCAGAUCAGAUCUGCUCAUUACAAUUUUGCUUAGUGGAACUUCAGGCCAGCAAUAACAACCUGAAAGUUCUUCCGGCCGGAUUUAACACCAUGAAGUCUUUGCGGACACUGAAUGUUGCCAACAACGAACUCGAAACGCUCCCCACGUCCUUCUUUGAGCUGAAGCAACUGAAAGAUCUGAAUGUGUCUCAAAAUAGCUUGAAUACCAUCGACGGACUCCAAAACCUCACCAAUCUGGAGACUUUGGAUGUCUCCAUGAACAGCAUCCCAAGUCUUCCAGAAGAUAUCGGAAAACUGAAGGCCCUCAAAGAGCUCAACAUAAUUGGCAAUGCAAGUAAUGACUUGAGUCAAAUCCCCAACGACAUCGUGAAAAUGGCUUCUUUGGAAUCGUUAAAUCUUUCGGACAAUCUUUUGGAAUCCUUACCAGACAACAUUUGUAAAAUGCCAGCAUUAAGGGAACUCGAUGUUUCCGAUAACAAAAUACGUGCGUUACCUUCAAAGAUCGACUCCUUGCGGUCAAGAGCUAAAGUGAACACCGAUUCCCAGUCUUCGUAUAAGACGCGGGAACCAUCAGAUACUCUCGCCCCUGGGCAAACCCAGACUGAUAAUGCCAGUGCCUCGGGUAUAGCGGAUGAGGAUUAG
This is a messenger RNA of Lottia gigantea (owl limpet), 1200 nucleotides long. RefSeq lists its product as hypothetical. NCBI's taxonomy places the organism in Eukaryota, Metazoa, Mollusca, Gastropoda, Lottiidae. The transcript has 2 exons. The record is from RefSeq and is a predicted model, not a curated record. Bases 1 to 1200 code for a protein of 399 amino acids. Gene Ontology annotation, molecular function: protein binding.